UGAGGAUCAAGAAGAGGAGCAAGAGGGAGAGGUUGGGUUGGGACCGAGUUACGAUGACUCACUCGGGAAUUCUAACUCGACCCGGGACCCGACUAAAAUGCCGAGCCCGGUGGAGGGGGGGGCGCCGCCGCUGAUGAAGCCCAGAUACAAGGAGUGUUUGAAGAACCACGCGGUGGGUAUCGGGGGGCACGCCGUGGACGGCUGUGGGGAGUUCAUGCCGGCGGGAGAGGAGGGCACUCUGGAAUCCCUCAGGUGCGCCGCCUGCAAUUGCCACCGCAACUUCCACCGGAGGGAAAAUGAGGGCGGCGGCGGGGGGUUUGUUUUCCACCAGCGUCCGCACCAGCAGCAGCUGCUCUUGGCGCACCACCCACACGGGCAUUUCGGGUACCGCAGCCCCAGUGGGUACCUCCACGUUGCUCCGCCCCAGCAGCAGCAGAGGGCGGCGCCGCUGGCUCUGCCUUCCAGCUCCGGCGGCGGAGGAGGCGGCGCCGGGAGUGGGUCGAGAGAUGAGAUGGAGGACUAUUAUUCGAACCCCAGCAGCAGCGGUGGGAAGAAGAGGUUCAGAACGAAGUUCACGCAAGAACAGAAGGAUAAAAUGCUGAACUUAGCGGAGCGUUUGGAUUGGAAAAUUCAGAAGCAGGAUGAGGAACUGGUGCAGCAGUUCUGCAGCGAAGUGGGUGUGAAGAGGCAUGUGCUCAAAGUCUGGAUGCACAAUAACAAGCACACGCUUGGUAAGAAAACCUAAGAGGAUUGAAAAUUGAAAUAGAGCAGCCAGCAGAUCAAAAACGGGAAGUUCAAAUGGGGAUAUUGGAGGGAAAUUCUUAGUAUUCUAUGUGGAAAAUCAUGUGUUUGUGUUAUUAUUUUAUAUAGUAUGAUUUUGCAACUUUAGAGCUAGCUAGCAACAUUGCACGAGUGUGCAAGAAUUAGCAGAUGGGCACGAACUCAAAUUUAGGAUGGUGAUUUGAGAUUUCUGCUACCCCGGCCGGAAAUUUGUUCUCAUUGUUAAUGUUACUGAAUUCCAAUCGAAGUUAAAACUAGGGUUUUUCUCCUUUUACAUUCUUUGCAUAUGAUUUUCCAUUCUCC
Molecule: messenger RNA, 1083 nt
Organism: Sesamum indicum (sesame)
Lineage: Eukaryota; Viridiplantae; Streptophyta; Magnoliopsida; Lamiales; Pedaliaceae
Source: RefSeq, a predicted model, not a curated record